Messenger RNA from Cyanistes caeruleus (blue tit), 356 nucleotides. NCBI's taxonomy places the organism in Eukaryota, Metazoa, Chordata, Aves, Passeriformes, Paridae. The record is from RefSeq and is a predicted model, not a curated record.
GGCGCUGAAGAUGGGGACGCCGGUGGAGCCCGAGUACUUUGAGGAGGUGACGCUGUACUUCAGCGACAUCGUGGGCUUCACCACCAUCUCGGCCAUGAGCGAGCCCAUCGAGGUGGUCGAUCUCCUCAACGACCUCUACACCCUCUUCGACGCCAUCAUCGGCUCCCACGACGUCUACAAGGUGGAGACCAUCGGCGACGCCUACAUGGUGGCCUCGGGGCUGCCCAAGCGCAACGGCAACCGGCACGCCGGCGAGAUCGCCAACAUGUCCCUGGACAUCCUCAGCUCCGUCGGCACCUUCAAGAUGCGCCACAUGCCCGAGGUGCCCGUGCGCAUCCGGAUCGGGCUGCACUCGG